AUGCCUUUGAUCUCUUUGCCGCUCGAGAUACUGCAGCAGAUAGCAGACAUCGUCAAAAGCGAGCACCGGCCCAGCCUCUACACCCUCAGCUUGACCAACAGUGCUUGCCAUAGAGCCGUGGUGCCCCUCAUAUUUCAUCAUAUUCAGAUAAAUGUUUCUCAUCCAGAAAUACUGCAAAAGGAUAUCGCCGGCCUUAACGGAGCACUCUCGCGCACGGAAGCUGCCCGUCAUGUCCAACGCAUCAGUAUCAAAGGGGAUAUACGUGUUCGAGCUCAAAAUACAGACACUGAUGUUCCGAUUGCCGAUAAAACCGAGCCGCCAGACGGUGUUGAGGAGAUAUUGGGAAAUGACACAAAAACCGGUCUGAGACAUUUCGUGGUUUACGAUGAAUCUGUCAUUGUUAAAUCCUCUGACGAGGAUAUGGCAUGGGCUCCCGUAGUAAACCUGCUCCAAGCCGUUCCUUACUUGAGAGAUUUGAUAUACGACUGCAAAAGCCAGUUUCCACCAAGCCUCCUUGAAUUUCUUCAUCAGCAACGACCUAGAUGCCGGCUUCACCAUCUUACUUUUCGAUUUCGUACGUUGUUGUGGGGAAUACCUUAUCCUUACGAAAUGGAGCUUGCUACAUCUCCUUCUCUAUACAAGUUACAUGUUGAUUCCGCCUGGAGGGAUUCAGACGGCGACGAUGACUUCAAUCUAGAGGCCGUAAUGGACCUUGCCUCAGGGCUAGCCCCUAAUUUGAAAGAGGUCUCAAUUGCCCGACUCUGGCCAAUAGGCUGUUGGAGAAAUGAUCUCCGUCGCCGAGAACCAUGGCAAGGUCUCCCAGGGCUCACCGACAAAGUGGGAGGAUCAUUGACUUCGUGGACAUGGGUAGGACGCGACGACAUGGUGGCGCCAAGUCUUAGGACAAACUGGCGCAAGAAUAUAGACUUGACCCAUCUACAACACCUCAACAUCGAGCGCUUCCACGAGUCAAGCCUUGGAGUCUCUGGCGAGGAAAUGCAGUGGAUCGCCCAAAACCGGUCUUUCCCCCAACUAAAGACACUCUCAGUGGCCGUCACUCGUAAUGACCUAUACGAGGACAGACCAAAUUACGUUGAAAAUGCAGUUUCGUUCUUCCAGGCAUUUAGACCUCUUGAGGAACUGUCUGUUUAUGGACCGAAUGAUACACAAAUCAUAGAAGCCAUUUUUUCACAGCAUGGAAACGCGCUUAGAAAGCUUAUUAUACACCCUGACGAAAGAUGGUUUACGGGAAUCCAUGGCCGUAACGCAACCAAUCCUCCUAUGGAGCUUACCAAGGAGCACUUCUCUCAGAUUGCGGUUCUUUGUCCGCUGUUAGAAGAACUCUCUGUACCAGUCAGGCGUAACGGGUCCUGUGCAUCUGAGGUCGAGUUAUACAGAUGCUUUGGGAAGAUGAAGCACUUACGAGACCUCUUUCUCAUUCUCGACUGUUCCGACCGGAGAGUCUACGUGGGAGACAACCAGUCGUCUACACCCUCCAUAAUAGGAGAUGAAGAGAAGAAAAUCUUGAUCAAUUACGCAGUGGAUGAGUCGCUGGCACGCUCGAUAUGGAACACGAUCAGUCAAACCAAAGAAGGCAGGCAGUUGGAACGUCUCAAACUGUGGCCUAAGGGACUUGACUACGGCAGGGUAUGGGGUUUCUUCACUGUCCUCGUGGAGGAGGUGUCUCGGUCGUGGUUGCUUGAACGCAAUCCUCGAGAUGACCACGUAGAUCCCCUUGUAAGGGAACUUGGUAAGCUCUCGAGGGAGUACCGUCAAGUGCACUGGCACUGGAAGAAUGAUUUUAAGUGGAAAGCAGAGGAGCUAUUUCGUUCCAUCUGGCCCUGCAAAGAAGGUAGCAAGGAUUGGCGGGACGACUGGUCGAGCUUCCCUCUUGAAGUCUAG
Messenger RNA from Boeremia exigua, 1902 nucleotides. RefSeq lists its product as uncharacterized. The transcript has a single exon. Bases 1 to 1902 code for a protein of 633 amino acids. Lineage: Eukaryota; Fungi; Ascomycota; Dothideomycetes; Pleosporales; Didymellaceae. The record is from RefSeq and is a predicted model, not a curated record.